Molecule: messenger RNA, 1297 nt
Organism: Folsomia candida
Lineage: Eukaryota; Metazoa; Arthropoda; Collembola; Entomobryomorpha; Isotomidae
Product: actin
Exons: 6
Coding region: 31-1149 (372 amino acids)
Source: RefSeq, a predicted model, not a curated record
GUAAAUUUGUUCUCUCUAUACUAAUAAAAAAUGAAUAAAUCAGAGUGGAAAAUUCCUGCCGUGAUAGAUAAUGGUUCUGGGAUGUGUAAGGCUGGAUUUAGUGGCGAUCUAGCUCCUAUUUCCAUUUUUUCGUCAAUUGUUGGCCGACCCCGUCACAAGAGGUCGAUGAGAGCAUCAACCAUCGACUGCUAUGUUGGUGAAAUAGCCCAAAUAAAGCGUGGAAUACUUGCUUUAAAAUAUCCCAUAGAACAUGGCAUAAUCAACAACUGGUUGGACAUGGAGAAAAUCUGGGACCAUUGUUUUCAAAACGAAUUAAGAAUAUCUCCUAAUGAACAUCCAGUAUUGUUGACAGAAGCCCCAUUAAACCCAAAGGCUAAUCGAGAGAAAAUGGCAGAGAUCAUGUUUGAAACGUUCCGAGUCCCUGCCCUCCAUGUUGCAGUACAAGCUAUUCUAACGUUAUACGCUUCCGGAAGAACUACGGGCCUGGUUUUAGAUUCAGGAGAUGGUGUGUCUCACACUGCGCCUGUUUAUGAAGGAUACGUGAUUUCGCACGGGAUAAGCAGAUUAAACCUUGCUGGGAGAGACCUGACCGAGUAUUUGAUAAAACUGUUGCUGGAAAAGGACUACCAAUUUAUUUCAAGUGCAGAGAAAGAAGUUGUGCGUUCAAUGAAGGAAAAAAUGUGUUACGUAGCACACGACUAUGAGCAAGAGUUGAGCAAUUGUAAAACCAAAACAGUUGCAAAAUCGUAUGAACUUCCUGACGGUCAAGUUGUGACCCUGGGAGAGGAGAGGUUCCAAUGUCCAGAAGCAUUAUUUCAGCCAUCCAUGCUUGGUCUCGAAAUGCCUGGACUGGCAGAAACAACAUACAAUUCGAUUAUGAAAUGCGCUUUGGAUGUUCGCAAGGAACUUUUUGGGAACGUGGUUUUGAGCGGAGGAUCAACAAUGUAUCAAGGUUUGCCUGAUCGGCUUGAAAUCGAAAUGACGAAAUUGUCCCAAGACCCCAUCAAAGUGAAAGUAAUUGCACCACCGGAAAGGAAAUAUUCCGUAUGGGUUGGAGGCUCAAUCCUCGCAUCUUUGCCAACUUUUCAGGAAAAAUGGAUCACAAAAUCAGAGUAUGAAGAUUCAGGGGCGUCUAUUUUGCAUAGGUGACAUGGCAAGAAUAGCUGAUUUGAUAUUUAUGCAAUCUCUAUUAAUUCCAAUCGAUUUCUCAUGUGGCCCCAUGUUUACAUGUAUAUUUAUGUACAUACAUUGACUGUUUAGAUUGAUCAAUAAAAUGAGAUACUACAAAAUAAACCGA